GCGCUGCCCGCAUCCAAGAUGGCGCCAGCGGAGUCAGAAAGGGCGUGGCGUAGCCGGGGGGCGGGGACAGCGCAGGGGGCGGGGCGCGCGGGGCGGCGCUCUAGGCCGAGCGGGAGGUCCCGGCCGCGGACGCUCGCUGGUGGCGGCGGCGGUGGCAGCUGCGGGACCCCGAGGGCUGGCGGGCUCGGGGCAGAGCGGAGCCAUGAGCGUGGACAAGGCCGAGCUCUGCGGGCCUCUGCUCACCUGGCUGCAGACUUUCCGGGUGCCGCCCCCCUGCACCAGCCCCCAGGACCUGAGCAGCGGCCUGGCUGUGGCCCACGUGUUGAACCAGAUAGACCCUUCCUGGUUCACGGAGGCAUGGCUACAAGGCAUCUCAGCAAAUCCGGGGCCCAACUGGAAGCUGAAGGUCAACAAUCUGAGGACAAUCUUACAAAGUCUGCUGGAGUACUCCCAGGAUGUGCUGGGACGCCCAGUAUCCGAGCACCACCUCCCAGACGUCACCCUGAUCGGCGAGUUUGGGAACCCAGAGGAGCUGGGGAAGCUGCUGCAGCUAGUGCUGUGCUGUGCUAUCAGCUGUGAGAAAAAACAAGAGCACAUUCAGAAAAUCAUGACCCUGGAGGAAUCGGUCCAACAUGUGGUGAUGGCUGCAAUCCAGGAGCUCAUGAAUAAAAACACCCCAGACUCGCUGUCUCCAGAGACCUACGGGAACUUUGACACCCAGUCUCGCAGGUAUUAUUUCCUGAGUGAGGACCCUGAUGAUGGAGGCGAGCUCCAGCAGCGCUGUCUGGACCUGGAGCGGCAGCUGGUGCUCCUGGCGGAAGAGAAGCAGAGCCUGGCACAGGAGAACGCGGUCCUGCGGGAACGGGGACCUCGGCCAGAGGGGGAGGGCACCUCUGGACUCACAGCCAAGAAGUUACUGCUGCUGCAGACACAGCUGGAACAGCUGCAGGAGGAGAACUUCCGGCUGGAGAGCGGCCGGGAGGAUGAGCGUCUGCGGUGCUCAGAGCUGGAGCGGCAGGUGGCAGAUUUGCAGCAGCGGAACCAGGCGCUGACCAGCCUGGCCCAGGAAGCACAGGCCCUCAAGGAUGAGAUGGAUGAACUCCGGGAGUCCUCAGAACGCGCCGAGCAGCUGGAGGCCACGCUGAGCGGCUACCAGCGGCGGCUGGGCGAGCUGCGGGAGCUGCGGAGGCAGGUGCGGCAGCUGGAGGAGCGCAACGCCGGCCAUGCGGAGAGGACGCGGCAGCUGGAGGAGGAGCUGCGCCGGGCCAGCUCCCUGCGAGCCCAGCUGGAGGCACAGCGGAGACAGGUGCAAGACCUACAGACCCAGCGCCAGGAGGAGGCCAUGAAGGCCGAUAAAUGGCUCUUUGAGUGUCGCACCCUACAGGAAAAGUACGAAUCGGUGACGAAGGAGAAGGAGAGGCUGCUGGCAGAGCGGGACUCCCUGCGGGAGGCCAACGAGGAACUACGCUGCGCCCAGCUGCAACCACCACGGGACCCUGCCCGGGCCGACCCUUCCAUAGAUCCCACGACCCCGGCUGUUGAGAACUUGGCUGCUGAAAUUCUGCCUGCUGAACUCAGGGAGACCCUCCUGCAGCUGCAGCUGGAGAACAAGCGGCUGUGUCAGCAGGAGGCGGCCGACCGGGAGCGGCAGGAGGAGCUGCAGCGCCACCUGGAGGACGCCAACCGCCAGCGCCAAGGGCUGGAGACACAGCAAAGGCUGAACCAGCAGCAGCUGGCGGAGCUGCGGGCCCAGGUAGACGAGUUGCAGAAAGCACUGCAGGAGCAGGGGGCCAAGGCUGAAGAUCCCACGGUUCUGAAGAGAAAGCUGGAGGAACACAUGCAGAAGCUGCAUGAGGUGGACCAGGAGUUGCAGGACCACAUUCAGGAACUCAAGCCACCUUCGGACAAUCCUGGGCGCAGAGGCGAGGAGCUGCGCGCCUCUGUGGAAGAGCGCUACCGCCGCUACGUGGACCGGGCGCGCUCGGUCAUUGAACCCCCGGAGCCCAAGCAGAGGCCCCUCGUGGAGGCUCCUGCAGAGCUGCAAGCCCUAAGGAUGCAGCUGCGGGAACGGGCGGCCCGUCUGCGCCACCAGGAGAUGGACUUUGAAAAGAGUCGAAGCCAGCGGGAGCUGGAGGAGAAGCUUCUUAUUAGUGCCUGGUACAAUAUGGGCAUGGCCCUGCAGCAGCGUGCAGGGGAGCACAGGGCCCCUGCCCACGCCCAGUCCUUCCUGGCCCAACAGCGCCUGGCCACCAACAGCCGCCGGGGACACCAGGGCCGUCUCAGCAUCCUGAACAUGCGUCCCUCAGACCAGCACUAAGGGGACCCCAGGCUCCAGUCCCCCAGCAUCCAGCCAGCCCAGAUCUGAUCCACCAUGUGCGAUCACAUGGGACAGGGCGCGUUGUGCCUGUGAAUGGGGCAGCCUGGGGACACCCAGCCUGUGUCCUUUACUGUCCCCACUGGAACAAGACUGCAGGGCCUCGGGAGGGGCUGGGAGGAGCCCCCUCUCUGUGGAUCCUCAAGCUUCUCACAUCUCCACCUGAGGCCCAACAGGCAUGUCCACACAGCCAGGGAAAAGGGAUUUUUUUUUUUUUUAAUCAGAACUGAAAAUAAUUAAAAGACUUUGAAUCAGG
This is a messenger RNA of Erinaceus europaeus (western European hedgehog), 2630 nucleotides long. RefSeq names its product hook microtubule tethering protein 2 (gene HOOK2). Bases 203 to 2317 code for a protein of 704 amino acids. Gene Ontology annotation, cellular component: centrosome; cytoplasm. The transcript is spliced from 22 exons. Lineage: Eukaryota; Metazoa; Chordata; Mammalia; Eulipotyphla; Erinaceidae. The record is from RefSeq and is a predicted model, not a curated record. Gene Ontology annotation, molecular function: microtubule binding; dynein light intermediate chain binding. Gene Ontology annotation, biological process: cytoplasmic microtubule organization; cytoskeleton-dependent intracellular transport.